GUCCGGGCGCGCGGCCCGCCCCGAGGCGCUCGUUCUCUCUCAUCGCCCCACCCUCUCGCUUCCCCUUCACGGAAACGACAGCUGCGGCGGCGGGGCUGGCGCCGCCUCCCUCCACCUACCACGUCUGCCCCCGCCACUCUCGCCCGGCGCCCCAGCCCGGCCGCGGCGCCUCCCCGCUAGGUCAGCCGGCAGCUCCGCCCGGCUGCCGCCCAGGAUGAACAUCAUGGACUUCAACGUGAAGAAGCUGGCGGCCGACGCGGGCACCUUCCUCAGUCGUGCAGUGCAGUUCACAGAAGAAAAGCUUGGCCAGGCAGAGAAGACAGAAUUGGAUGCUCACUUAGAGAACCUUCUUAGCAAAGCUGAAUGUACCAAAAUAUGGACAGAAAAAAUAAUGAAACAAACUGAAGUGUUAUUGCAGCCAAAUCCAAAUGCCAGGAUAGAAGAAUUUGUUUAUGAGAAACUGGAUAGAAAAGCUCCAAGUCGUAUAAACAACCCAGAACUUUUGGGACAAUAUAUGAUUGAUGCAGGGACUGAGUUUGGCCCAGGAACAGCGUAUGGUAAUGCCCUUAUUAAAUGUGGAGAAACACAAAAACGAAUUGGAACAGCAGACAGAGAGCUGAUUCAAACAUCAGCUUUAAAUUUUCUCACUCCUUUAAGAAACUUUAUAGAAGGAGAUUACAAAACAAUUGCUAAAGAGAGGAAACUAUUACAAAAUAAAAGACUCGAUUUGGAUGCUGCAAAAACCAGACUAAAAAAGGCAAAAGCUGCAGAAACUAGAGCUUCACAACUUAACUCAGCUCGCCUUGAAGGAGAUAACAAUAUGGUAAAUUUCUCUUACAUGCUCAACUUCCUGCAUGUAAAAUGGCUGAAGUCUGAACAGGAAUUGAGAAUAACUCAAAGUGAAUUUGAUCGUCAAGCAGAGAUUACAAGACUUCUGCUAGAGGGAAUCAGCAGUACGCAUGCCCAUCAUCUCCGCUGUCUGAAUGACUUUGUGGAAGCCCAGAUGACUUACUAUGCACAAUGUUACCAGUACAUGUUAGACCUCCAGAAACAACUGGGAAGUUUUCCAUCCAGUUACUGUAACAACAAUCAAACUUCUGUGGCACCCGUGCCAUCUGCUUCAUCAAAUGUGAUUGGUUCUUCUGCCUUGUCUUCAACAAGUGGCCUAGUAAUUGCCUCUCCUACCAACCUCAUUGACCUUAAGGAGUGCAGUGGCAGCAGGAAGGCCAGGGUUCUGUAUGAUUAUGAUGCUGCAAACAGUAGUGAAUUAUCACUUCUGGCAGAUGAGGUGAUCACUGUGUUCAGUGUCGUUGGAAUGGAUUCAGACUGGCUAAUGGGGGAAAGGGGAAAUCAGAAGGGCAGGGUGCCAAUUACCUACUUAGAACUGCUCAAUUAAAUAGGUGGACUAUGGAAAGAUUACCCAUCAUGACACCAGUAUUUAUAUACAAUUAACUCUAAAUAAAGCAGGUUUAAGUAUCUUCCAUGUUAAUGUUCUUAGGAGACUGAAAAGAAAAUACCAGCCACCAGAAGCCAGCCUUUCUGCCAAUAAAAUUGCAUGGUACAUAUUUCAUUACAGAAUUUAUGUUAGUGCUUUCAUGCCAAGAAUGUUUUCUUACAAAAUUCUCUUUCUACUGAGGUUUCACUAAUAAGCAGCUUCUACUUUUGAGCUCCAACUUAAAGCAGAAGAACUGUUUUCUACUGAAUUUUUCAUUAAUGGCAAGCUUUUUCUUUUAUGUAAAAUAAAUUUAUUGUGAAUUGA
Molecule: messenger RNA, 1759 nt
Organism: Neogale vison (American mink)
Lineage: Eukaryota; Metazoa; Chordata; Mammalia; Carnivora; Mustelidae
Gene: SH3GLB1
Product: SH3 domain containing GRB2 like, endophilin B1
Exons: 10
Coding region: 215-1396 (393 amino acids)
Biological process (GO): membrane organization
Cellular component (GO): membrane; cytoplasm
Molecular function (GO): protein binding
Source: RefSeq, a predicted model, not a curated record